CAUUCUUUCGCACAAAAAAAAAAACGGAAAAGCAAAAAACAAAUUGGGUCGGAGCAGAAGUUGCAGAACAACAGCAAAAGAAAAUGGCGAGCAAAAGAGACGAUGAUAUUCACGCAGCUGCAAGAAAUGGAGAUGUCACCACUGUUGAGUUGAUAAUCAGUUCUAACCCUAUAGCUACCAAUUCCAGAGAUAAGCAUUCCAGAACCCCACUACACUUAGCAGCUUGGGCGGGCCACGCGAAUGUUAUUACCUCUCUCUGCAAGCAUAAGGCAGAUGUUAGUGCUGCAGCUGUAGAUGAUAUGGCUGCAAUCCAUUUUGCAUCCCAAAAGGGACAUUUAGAAGCUGUCAAAUCCCUUGUUGCUGCAGGAGUUUCAGUUAAAGCUAUCAAUCGAAAAGGAAUGACUGCUCUGCACUAUGCUGUUCAAGGAUCUCAUAUUGAACUUACUAAGUACUUGUUAAAGAAAGGGUUUAAUCUACAUGCUAAAACAAAAGCAGGGAAAAGUGUAAUUGAUCUUGCAAGUAAAGAGGAAAUUAGGGUUUUACUGUUGGAGCAUGAAAAGGCAAAAAAAACAGAAGUUCAGAAAACUGAUGCAGCUGAAGUUAAAGAUGGGGAAGAAAAGGGUAAAGAGAAUGAAGUGAAGGAUGCUAAUAAUGAAGAGAAUCUGAAAAGAAAGGGUGAAGAGGAUGAAGUUCUAGAGAGUUUGCCAAAGUUGAAGAAAAGUAAAGUGGCACUUAACCAUUUACUUGCAUCUGAUGAUACACAAGAAGAUGAAGAAGAACAAUGAGUUUUCGAAGGAGGUGGAUUACUGUAUGUUAAACACUUUUAUGGAGUUUAUAUGAGUUUAGCAGGUGAGAAAUAGUGCAGUUAGAUUGAUUGAUUUACAAAUUUUGGUAUUUGAUAUGUAGUUUAGUUUUGAUGGUAAUGUAUAAUUCUGAAGUAGUAGUAAUCAUUAACUUGGUUUUGAAGGUUA
This is a messenger RNA of Spinacia oleracea (spinach), 971 nucleotides long. RefSeq lists its product as uncharacterized. The transcript is spliced from 2 exons. The record is from RefSeq and is a predicted model, not a curated record. Bases 84 to 785 code for a protein of 233 amino acids. Lineage: Eukaryota; Viridiplantae; Streptophyta; Magnoliopsida; Caryophyllales; Amaranthaceae. Gene Ontology annotation, molecular function: protein binding.